Messenger RNA from Microthlaspi erraticum, 267 nucleotides. The record is from the annotation of a GenBank genome assembly. Lineage: Eukaryota; Viridiplantae; Streptophyta; Magnoliopsida; Brassicales; Brassicaceae.
AUGGGUAACUACUCACUACACAUGAAUGUCUUUUGGAGCAUUCUGGAGCAUAUGGGACAUAAGGAGCAUGGAGGGACUUGGCGCAUGGAAGCAGCUCAACUGGACACGCAAAGGAAGAAGGGAGAAGCCAUCUUGAAGACCAGCUCGACCGUCCACUCGACCAACCGGUCGAGUUCCUCAACUCGACCGGCCAAGCUUCAACUCGAUCGAGCUGGGGAGUCAAAGUCAAACCCGAAAAAUGUUGCUUCCCCCUUGACUUUCCUUUGA